Molecule: messenger RNA, 891 nt
Organism: Talaromyces marneffei
Lineage: Eukaryota; Fungi; Ascomycota; Eurotiomycetes; Eurotiales; Trichocomaceae
Exons: 1
Coding region: 1-891 (296 amino acids)
Molecular function (GO): oxidoreductase activity
Source: RefSeq, a predicted model, not a curated record
AUGGCUGCCGUCGUCGCUCGUCAACCCUUCGAGCCUGCUCCGGGCUUCGUCCCAACAACAACUCAGGCAACCGGAAGUUUCUUACAUUCCACACUUGAUGGCGCCCCUGCGUUUGUCGACAUAUCGGCUGGAGGCUCUAAUGUAAAGAGCACCGAGCAUUCGCUCAAAGUCAUCAACUUGCGAGACUACCAACCGCAAGUGAAGCUUGACGUCGAAGGCGUCGAGUAUGUGUCGUUCAAUUCCAACCUCCAAGAAGAAAGCCUCAUGCAUUCGGACAAAGCCGAGGUCAAAUCUGUGGUUGAGAAACAAUACUGGCCUGAAUGUGCUGAACUUGUUAAAAAGCACACUGGUGCCGUUGAGGUAGUCCCAUACCACUGGCGCCAUCGUCAAACCCCAAAGAAUAUGCAGGACCAGGACGCCACUAAGGGAGUGAGCAGCAAGCCAGUCACACACUUCCACAUCGACAACGAUGCUAGCACUGCCGAAGGCUCUUUGAAGGCUGCCCUUGGCGAGGAAGAGGCCGCGCGUUGGAUUGCAUCUGGCCACUGGGGCAUUGUAAACGUGUGGAAACCGAUUGGGGACCCAGCAUAUCAGUAUCCUCUUGCUGUUGUCGAUGUCACAAAAGUGAACUGGCAGCGCGAUGUAGAGGUUGUGCUGACACGAAACAACUACAAGAAUAGCAUCAAUGGGCUCCGCUUCCGCGAUGGGUUCGAUUAUUACUACGUUAAGGACUUGCGUGCGGACGAGGCAUUGCUGUUCAGAAAUUUCGAUUCCCACGAUGGAAGAGGAAUCGGUGUACCACACGCCGCAGUUGACGAUGUGAAUACCCCAGUUGACUGCCCCCCACGAAGAAGCAUUGAGGUUCGAUGCUUGGUUUUGUAUGCUAACUGA